Ustilago hordei is the source of this 1713-nucleotide messenger RNA. RefSeq lists its product as uncharacterized. The transcript has a single exon. Lineage: Eukaryota; Fungi; Basidiomycota; Ustilaginomycetes; Ustilaginales; Ustilaginaceae. The coding region runs from base 1 to 1713 and encodes 570 amino acids. The record is from RefSeq and is a predicted model, not a curated record. Gene Ontology annotation, molecular function: iron ion binding; monooxygenase activity; oxidoreductase activity, acting on paired donors, with incorporation or reduction of molecular oxygen.
AUGAUACAGUACAAACUUUUCUCCUCCUCGCUUUUCAGCGAGUCCCUUCUGGGCAAACUCGUUUCCACAGCACACCGUCAUGCUCCGACCACAGUUCUCGGGUGGAUCUUGUUCCUCAUUGCCUCCUUCAUCCUCCUUGUUUUCUCUCUGAUCAGCUAUGUAGCGUUAAAGAUGCUAUACAACACAACUCUAUACCACUACUAUCUUUCCCCUCUUCGCCAUCUCCCUGGUCCCAAACCCAAGCUUUUCAUUGGAAACAUGGAUGAGUUCACGCAAAAACCUGGCGCAGCAGCGGAACUCGAUUGGUCACGCAGAUACGGACAAUCUGGAGUGUUCCGAUCGACAUUCCUCUUUGGAAGGGAAGCGGUCCAUUUCAUGCGACCCAAAGCUUUGCGCAAGAUUUUAGUCGAAGAUCCUUAUUCCUACCCAAAGCCUCCGAUCGCAUGGAAACUUCUCGGUUUAAUCGCAGGCUACGGCCUCUUGACGGUUGAAGGGGAAACGCAUAAGAGAAUGCGCAAGACGAUGAAUCCAGCAUUCUCGCUAACCAACCUUAUCGAACAAUUCCCCGUCUAUUACGAUAAACUCUAUCCCCUCAUCAAAAGAAUGAAAACUCAAGUCCACCAAGCUUCGCAAGACUAUGCGAUAAUAGACUGCGAUGCAGCAGUGAACAAAGCUCUACUCGACAUCAUCUGUUUAACCGCGUUCGGGUAUGAUGCCAACUGCGUCAAUGAUCCAGACAACGAGCUUGCAAGUGCCUAUCAUUUGGUUACCAGUAUGCAAAACGGACAGAAUCAAGCGAGGAUCAAUAUGGCUUUGAACUUGCCGUUGGGUGAUACCGUGUUGGAUUGGGCUAGUGAUAAGUUUGACUUUGCUGGACCUCUCAAGAGGUCAAAGCCAGGUUCGGUGGGAGAGACGUUUUUUGCACUCUUGAAUGGUGUGCAUAGGAUUAAGAAGGUUAGUAAGCAGAUUUUGCAUAAGCAGUUGCAAUCGGGGCAGAGAGCGGCCAAGGUUGGAGGCUUUAAAGCGAUCAUUGACAUUAUCGAGGAGAGUCAUUUGAGCGAGAAUGAUGGCAGGCCGAAAAAUUUAAAGCAGGCUGAGAGGCAUAUGAUCAAUCAGGUGCUUACUUUCUUAGGCGCUGGACAUGAAACUACUGCUUCAGGUGUUUCUUGGACUCUAUGGAACUUAGCCUCUCAUCCUCAAGUACAGGACAAGUUGAGAAAAGAAUGCACGGAAUUGAUGGAUCAAGACGAACGACCACCCUACUCAGCCCUCAAGGCUUUAGCAUACUUGGAUGCAGUCAUCAACGAAUCCAUGCGAAUCACACCACCAGUCCCAAGAACGGUACGAAUCGCAAGCAAAGCUUCCACCAUCGACGGCCUCUAUAUCCCUAAAGGAACUCUUCUCCCUAUCUCGAAUCGAUCUAUCAACAUGGAUACGCAAGUCUGGGGUCCAGACGCAGACGAGUUUAAACCGGAGAGAUGGUUCAACCUACCGGACAAAUACGAUCGAACCUUCUCAAUGAUCACCUUUAUCGCUGGUGCACAUGCUUGUAUUGGAAGAACAAUGAGUUAUUUAGAGAUGAAGGCGGCCAUCUUUUUGUUGGUUAGCAACUUUAGGUUCGAACCGGCCUCCAAGGAUCAAGAACCGAUUAUGGAUACAUUGAUUACGAUGAAGCCUCAGGGCGGCUUGAAGUUGAAAGUCUACAGAGCUUGA